AUGCCGAACGUGGGCAAGAGCACGCUCUACAACUCGCUGAGCAAAUCGCACCACUCGAAGACCGCCAACGUCCCGUUCUGCACGAUCGACCCCUCCGAGACGAGGGCCUACAUGGAGGACGAGCGCUUCGAUUUCCUGGUGGCCCUGGACAAGCCCAAGAACGAGGUCAGAGCAUUCGUGACAGUCGUCGACAUCGCCGGGCUCAUAUCGGGCGCCUCCAAGGGCGAAGGCCUGGGGAACGCAUUCCUCUCGCACAUCCAAGCUGUGGACGGCAUCAUCCACGUCUUGCGCGCCUUCGAAGAUGACGACGUCAUUCACGCCGAGGACACGGUCGAUCCCGUCAGAGAUAUCAAUACCAUCAUGAACGAGUUGCGCAUCAAGGAUCUUAGUUUUAUGAUGUCCAAGAAGGAGCAGCACAAGAAAGGACAGACCGCUGCAAAGACAAAGUCGCCAGCGCACGCCAAGAAGUGGGUAGAGGAGGACGAAACCAUGGACAAGAUUAUCGAGUGCCUGGAGUCGGGGACCGACAUCAAGAGGAACAUGGCCAACUGGACGGUUAAAGACAUCGAGUACCUGAACGAUUAUAUGUUGCUUACAGGAAAGCCGCGCUGUUUCUGCUGA
This is a messenger RNA of Prorocentrum cordatum, 621 nucleotides long. Lineage: Eukaryota; Dinophyceae; Prorocentrales; Prorocentraceae. The record is from the annotation of a GenBank genome assembly.